Amoebophrya sp. A120 is the source of this 606-nucleotide messenger RNA. The record is from the annotation of a GenBank genome assembly. NCBI's taxonomy places the organism in Eukaryota, Dinophyceae, Syndiniales, Amoebophryaceae.
CCACCCGCGCAACUACGGUCCGGGUUCCCGCAAGUGCCGCGUCUGUGGUAUUCAAUGAUAUUUUUUCAUUUGUUUUCGGAAGAAGGAUAGGUUUUUAGUUUUUUUAGGUUGCUUUCCCGGAAUGUCUUUUGGCCAUUAAUCGCAACAGGAAGUAACAUACAAGGUGAUUAUUGAAUGCCGAAGAGCUCUAGUAUCUCAGUCCAGGCAAAGAACCAUAAUAUCAACCAAUUCGCCCUCAUUACAGGUAACCAGCACGCCUUGGUCCGCAAGUACGGUAUUAACAUCUGCCGUCAGUGCUUCCGCGAGCGCGCGACCCAGAUCGGCUUCGUCAAGUACCAGUAAGGUGCACCUUGAGAAGGAGAGGAGGGCAGGAUCCUUCGACAGGAGUAGACACGACGCGCUGCUUCUGGUUUGGUCCAACCCUUGAGAUUGAUGACGGGACACUCUACGUUGCGAAGUACAAUGUAAUGCUCGCGAUAGAAAAGCGGCCUUUGCGUCCUAGAACAAGAACCGCAAUGCACAGUUGAGUGUUGUGCUUCAGUUUCUCUCGGAGUGGUGUUGUAGUGGAAGAAUUUUUUCAGUGUGAAAAGCGCCUGGAAACGCUGG